Molecule: messenger RNA, 378 nt
Organism: Staurois parvus
Lineage: Eukaryota; Metazoa; Chordata; Amphibia; Anura; Ranidae
Source: the annotation of a GenBank genome assembly
AUGAGCCACGCCAAACGGAAAGAGGAGCCGGCCGUGUCCAAUGGAGGAGUGAAGGUGAAGGUGUCCCCCUGGAGCAAAGCUCUGCGAGGAGACUCCUCAUGGGAGGACAAGGAUGAAUUCCUCGAUGUCAUCUACUGGAUGCGGCAGAUCCUGGCCAUUGUAUUGGGAGUGAUAUGGGGGAUUGUUCCUCUGAAGGGAUUUGUGGGAAUAGCUAUUUUCUGCCUCUUAAACGCUGGAAUACUGUACCUAUAUUUUAGCAGCUUCCAACGUGUAGAUGAAGAAGAGUAUGGAGGGACCUGGGAGCUAACAAAGGAGGGAUUUAUGACGUCGUUUGCUCUAUUUUUGGUAUGUGUUGUCAUUUUCUACAUUUUGCAAUGA